GCGAUUUUUGGUCCAAUUGCAUGUUGCUUUAUGCUUGCAGAAUCUGUCACAAUCAUUCCCAAUAGCUUGCGUGUAGGCUCUGCUGAUUUACGAACAGAUUAAUUAGGACGAAUCAGUUUUACUAAGUCUUUAAAUACGCUCAGCUUUCCUUCAAAAUGUGGCAUCCCGGAUAUUGGGAUAGACAUAAAGGCUCCCGCGUUAGAUUAAAACAGAAGUGGUACUUUAGAGCGCGAUAACUUUGAUAUUCGCUGUCACAGCGGACUUAAGGUGACACGAGAAACGGUUAUGUCGUGUUUGUGUUUGUAACUAAUUGCAAGUCAAGCCGUUUUCACGAAAAGAAUCAUCUAGUCCCGCCACUUUGAAAAGUAGGUCGAUCAAGAAAAAAAUUGGUUUCGGUUUCAUUGGUAGCAAGCCAAUAUCCGUGAUUAGGGGUCGAAAUGUUGAAUUUUGAUUUUGGAUCAUGAUUUCUACCGUGGAGUUUUUGACUUUUUUCUGAUUUUGUCCAUCGUUUAACGGCAGAUUGUAUUGGAAUUUUUAGACGGUAAACAGAAGUAGCUGUUGGUUUCUCAUGAAACUGGACAUGAUUGAAGAUUUUACUGCGAAUGACAUAAUGUGAUCGUCAUUUGAGAGCACCUAUACCUUUAUUUUGAAGACAAUCCAAUACCAUGGAGCUUCUAGAGGAAGACCUCACCUGCCCAAUAUGCUGUUGCCUUUUUGAAGACCCGCGAGUCCUCCCCUGCUCGCAUAGUUUUUGUAGGAAAUGUUUAGAAGGUAUUCUGGAUGGAAACCGAAGUCCCUCGUGGAGACCACCGUUCAAAUGUCCCACCUGCCGAAAAGAAACCCCUCAUAACGGCAUCCACAGCCUGCAGGUCAACUACUCGCUACGCGGAAUCGUGGAGAAGUACAACAAAAUAAGAAUCUGCCCAAAGAUGUCACUUUGUAGACAGCACAGCUGCCAACCGCUGAACAUAUUCUGUGCCACGGACUUAAAACUGAUUUGUGGUUUUUGCGCUACAACAGGAGAUCACAAAGGACACAAGUUCUGUGCCUUAGAAGAGGCUUACGAGCAGGAGAAAGCCGCCUUUGAAGAGCUCUUCAAGGGCUUCGAAACCUGGCGCAGCGAUGAUGUGCUCUCCUGCCUGGAGUCCCUGGAAACAAGCAAGAAGAAAGCCUUGCAGGCGAUCUCCAAAGACGCCGAAAAGGUAACGGAGUAUUUCGAUAAACUUAUCAUUACGCUGGAUCAAAAGAAAAACGAAAUUCUCUCAGAUUUCGAGACUCUGAAACUGGUCGUGAUGCAGGCAUACGACCCCGAAAUAAACAAACUGAGCGCGGCGCUGGAGGAGCAGAGACGCGCCCUCAGCAUCGCCGAAUCCUUUAGGGAUGCCACGGACCCCCUCCGCUUUCUCCAGCAGAUGCAGGAGUUCAGGGAGAAGCUGAGGGUCAUCCGGGAGACCUCGCUGCCAUCUCGAAGCGACAUGGAUGUCGGUCCCCUGGUGAAAAACUUUGAUGUCAAGAACUGGGACUCCGUGAGACUUAAAGAUGUGGACAAGCUUGCCGCGCCUCACGACGACAGCGCUCCCGGCUCCCUCAGCCCACGGUAUUCCCGAGUGCUAUGGGGGCUCGCCGUUUUCGUGUGCCUCGCACUGUCCGCGCUGUUUUUCGCAGAGUCGACCAACCUGUCUCUCGUUUCUACCCAUGUUACUGCUGUCGGUCAUUCCAUACCAGCGCCCGGGGAGCUGGCAAACUACGCUGCUCUGUGCUGGAGUGAGGUGGCUAGUGUGUGUCUGGCUCUGUUUGAGGUAUGCCAUAAGUGUAUCCUCAGCCUGCUCAAUACAACAGCCGAUCUAAUUUGCUGUUACAAGAUGCUUUAGAUAGGAGAGUAGAUAUUCCGCUGAUGCAAACCUUGUAUAUUCAUAAAAUGUUUUUAACAUGUUUCUGGUUGCCAUUUAAAGUUUCGGUGCAACUAGUUAUGGUACUAGUUAUGGUACUAUACAAUUGUACAGUCUUUUUACCACAGUAUUUACUUUCUAAUGCAAAAUAUCAAGUUCAGUUUGCAUGCUUCUAUAAAGAUAUGCAAAUAAUUAGAUUCAUAACUGUUAUUACAAAGUAAAGGCUCAAAUCAGAAACAGCGUGAAUUACUUUUGGACAGCGGUAGUGGUUGCUAGGACUAUUGGAAAUCUAUAAAGAUUAAGUUAAAUGUCGAUCAAAUGAAUGUGAUGCUGCAUUGCUUUCGACGUAUGUGCCGUCCCUCCUGUCAUGCGUUGGUCUCCGGGUCCCGUUUUAUUUACACACCAUUGCAAACAGGCUUUUUCUAUCAUUUUUACUUCGGAAUUGGAAAUAACUGCUUUUUCUACUUAGAUGUCAGCCUGGUGUUGUACAGGUACAUGCGUUUCUCCUGCCGCAGAAACACAUUUGCUCAUUUGCAUAAUAAAAUUGUUUAAUUUGUGUUUUUAUU
Molecule: messenger RNA, 2455 nt
Organism: Megalops cyprinoides (Indo-Pacific tarpon)
Lineage: Eukaryota; Metazoa; Chordata; Actinopteri; Elopiformes; Megalopidae
Gene: trim13
Product: tripartite motif containing 13
Exons: 2
Coding region: 666-1871 (401 amino acids)
Biological process (GO): positive regulation of macroautophagy; positive regulation of canonical NF-kappaB signal transduction; innate immune response
Molecular function (GO): zinc ion binding
Source: RefSeq, a predicted model, not a curated record